Botrytis sinoallii is the source of this 1668-nucleotide messenger RNA. RefSeq lists its product as uncharacterized. The transcript is spliced from 3 exons. The coding region runs from base 154 to 1206 and encodes 350 amino acids. Gene Ontology annotation, biological process: polysaccharide catabolic process. Lineage: Eukaryota; Fungi; Ascomycota; Leotiomycetes; Helotiales; Sclerotiniaceae. Gene Ontology annotation, molecular function: cellulose binding; cellulase activity. The record is from RefSeq and is a predicted model, not a curated record. Gene Ontology annotation, cellular component: extracellular region.
UAUAUAACUCUUCCUCUUCCUUUGCCAAUUUUCCAUUCCUCUUGGCCAUCAAAAUCAAAAGGUUGAUUCAUUCUUUCUUGUACAAACCAUUCUAUCCCUUAUUUUUAAACCCUCACCCUCCUUUUUUCGCAAAAAAUAAAAUCAUCCAUCAAAAUGAAGUUUACGCAGGUCGCACUUCCUCUUCUUUUCUCCGGUGCUGCUUUCGCCGCUCCAGCUGCCGACAAAACUUUGAAAGCGAGAUCAACUCAAAUCUGCGGUCAAUAUGAUAGUGUUGCCACGGGUGCUUAUACCGUUUACCAAGAUCUCUGGGGUAAAGAUUCAGCAACAUCCGGAUCUCAAUGUUCGACCGUUACUUCCUUGAGUGGAUCGACCAUUGUUUGGUCCACAUCGUGGAGUUGGGCGGGUGCUUCAAGCAGCGUUAAGUCGUAUGCCAAUGUGGCUUUGAACUCGGUUGUUACUGCUGGUGUCAAAGUUUCUUCGAUCUCUGCCAUUCCUGCGGUUUGGAAAUGGGGAUACACCGGUUCAUCCAUCGUCGCUGAUGUUUCCUGGGAUAUCUUCACUGCCUCUACCGCUGGAGGAACCAACGAAUAUGAAAUCAUGAUUUGGUUAGCCGCCAUCGGAGGAGCUGGACCAAUUUCUUCCACCGGUUCCCCUAUCGCUACCGCCACCAUUGCUGGUUAUGAAUUCAAAUUGUACUCUGGACCCAACGGAGAUACUACUGUUUACUCAUUCGUUGCAUCGACUGAAGCCACCAAUUUCAAUGGUGAUCUGAUGGAUUUCUUGAACUACUUGGCUACCAAUGAAGGAUGGUCUACUAGCCAAUACAUUAACGUUUUGGAAGCCGGAACCGAACCUUUCACCGGUAGCAACGCCGUCUUCGACGUCACCGCCUACAGCGUCUCCAUCACCCAGGGAAGUGCCGUCAAAGUUGUAGCCAGCUCAUCCACCCCCGUCACAUCCAGCAAAGCAACCCCCACCACCACCUCCACCAUCAAAGUCACCAGCACCAUUAAAACCACCGUCGCAGCCAUCCCCACCACCAAAGCCAGCUCUACCAAAACCAGUGUUGCCGCUGUAGCCACCAGCACCACUGCUUCAUCCACUGGUUCUGUUCCUUUAUAUGGUAACUGCACGGGAGGACUCGCUUGUGCCACGGGUACCUGUGUCGAGCAAAAUGCUUAUUACUCCCAGUGUUUGGCUGCUUAAAUGGAUAGAGUGAGACUAGGUCUUCACAAAUAGUUUACCAGUUUUCGAUAUCUUUAUUUCUUCUUACAUCACACAUCAUACAUCACCACGCACAUCACACAAUAAACACGACAUCACACAACAGCAAAAAUCACCAAGCGUCACACAAGAAGUUUAAAGCUAAUAUUAAGCCUUACAGUAAUCGCGACGAUUAUUCCCGAAUAUCUGAAUUGAAUAUUUAUUAACAGUUUCUUAUGACCUGAUAAUUGAUGGACAUUUCAGAUACACAUGGAGGAAUAUCUAAUUGAUGUGCUAGAGGCAGAUUUUGUAUAUACAUUUAUUUUCUGGAGGAUGCAUCCCAUGAGGGGUUUAUUUUGUGAAUACAUAUCUAGAAUGUUUUCCAACCUUUGAUGUUUUUGGUUUUAUCUUGUGAUGUGAUAAUGUGAUGGUGUGAUUCCGUGGAUAAAUAUAUUUGGAGUUGGG